Molecule: messenger RNA, 639 nt
Organism: Haemonchus placei
Lineage: Eukaryota; Metazoa; Nematoda; Chromadorea; Rhabditida; Trichostrongylidae
Source: the annotation of a GenBank genome assembly
AUGUUCGAUACAUCAUCUUCUACGAGUGGUGCCGCAGCACCGGAGCAACGGCAGCCACCGUUCGCAACAUCAACAUUGUAUGGGGAGGGAGACACCACUACCAUCACUGUAGUCCAUUGCUGGUUCGCUCGCUUCAAGAAAGGAGGCUCCGAGGGCAAGCCACGGUCUGAACGCUCUCUCGCUGUCGGCGUCUCCAUCGUUCUCGACGAGAUCAAAAAGGAUCUGGAAAUUAACACCCGCAGUCUUGCGACGAGACUUGCGUGUGCCCAAUCAACCGUUGCCGGUCACCUUCAGACCCUCGGUUACGGAAAAGUGCUGGCUCGAUGGAUACCUCAUGCAUUGACCGAGAACGUGCGGUACACCCGGGUAUCUAUUCGUCAGUCCACAUCGCAAUGGGUUUUGGAGGAUCUAGUUACUGGAGAUUUAAUACUCUUACACACGUUCUUGCAAACCAUAUUCCUUGAUGCUGAGCUGGACUCUGAAUUCCAGCUGUCACCAUGGAUGCGGACGAUUAGCGUGCUAGCCGAGCAUUCCAACAUUGCUACAGAAACGUGCGAGUCUCCCGCUAGUCUUGCCUUACAUAACGCGAUCAAUCGAGAGUCAAAGAAACAGGGAGAGAUGGCAGGCAACUCAGUCUAA